Molecule: messenger RNA, 2571 nt
Organism: Phyllostomus discolor (pale spear-nosed bat)
Lineage: Eukaryota; Metazoa; Chordata; Mammalia; Chiroptera; Phyllostomidae
Product: olfactory receptor 4K1
Exons: 2
Coding region: 270-1214 (314 amino acids)
Biological process (GO): G protein-coupled receptor signaling pathway
Cellular component (GO): membrane
Molecular function (GO): olfactory receptor activity; G protein-coupled receptor activity
Source: RefSeq, a predicted model, not a curated record
GAGGAUAGAAGACUUUAUAUUGCCUUGCCUUAGGAUACUGUAAUUAGAUGGUCCUGGGAACAGUACCAGAGCCCUCAUAACCACGGGGCAGAACCUGAAGGGCUUGCUUCUGAACAGGUUAGUGUGGGAGUGAAGAGUGUAUUGCGAAUAUUUUUGGUAUGAGGACUCAGAAGAAAAUGGGAAGCUUGGAAACAAACUGAGGGACAUCAAAUUUGCAGAAAAUAAGGAAGAACUAAAGAACUGAGAGAAAUUAUAGAUGCAUUGGAUACAUGGCUCACACAAAUGAAUCGGUGGUGUCUGAGUUUGUGCUUCUGGGACUCUCUAAAUCCUGGGAUCUUCAGCUUUUCUUUUUUGCCAUCUUCUUUAUGGUGUAUGUGACAUCACUGCUGGGCAAUAUCAUGAUUAUUAUCAUCAUUUCCUCUGACUCUCACUUUAAUUCUCCCAUGUACUUCUUGCUCAGUAACCUUUCUUUCAUUGAUAUCUGCCAAUCUAACUUUGCAACCCCCAAAAUGCUUGUGGACUUUUUUGUUGAGUACAAGACUAUCUCCUUUGAGGGUUGCAUGGCCCAGAUAUUCCUUCUCCAUAGUUUUGUUGGGAGUGAGAUGAUGCUGCUUGUAGCUAUGGCAUAUGACAGGUUUAUAGCCAUUUGUAAGCCCCUACACUAUAGUACAAUUAUGAAUCAGAGACUAUGUAUAAUCUUUGUGUUUAUUUCCUGGGCUGUGGGCAUUCUUCAUUCUGUGAGCCACUUGGCUUUUACAGUGGAUCUGCCAUUCUGUGGCCCCAAUGAAGUAGACAGCUUCUUUUGUGACCUUCCCCUAGUGAUAGAGCUGGCUUGCAUGGAUACUUAUGAAAUGGAAAUUGUGAUACUAACUAACAGUGGCCUGAUAUCACUGAGCUGUUUUCUGGCUUUAAUUAUUUCCUACACCAUCAUUUUGAUCACUGUCUGGCGUCGAUCCUCCAGUGGGUUAUCCAAGGCACUUUCUACAUUAACUGCCCACAUCACAGUGGUAAUUCUUUUCUUCGGGCCUUGCAUUUAUUUCUACAUAUGGCCUUUUAGCAGACUUUCGGUGGAUAAGUUCUUUUCUGUGUUCUACACAGUUUGUACACCCAUGUUGAACCCCAUCAUCUACUCUCUGAGGAAUGAAGAUAUUAAAUCAGCCAUGCGAAAGUUGAGAAAUCAUCAUGUGAACUGGAAAAACCAGGGCUCACUAUGAAGGAACAUAACCCUGAAUGAUAAUGACGGGCCUCCACUGGAUCACAGCAACAGGGUUUUUGCUAAUGACAUGGGUUAUUGAGCUAUAGAACUGGAUUUUUGUCCUAAGUGGAAGGGAAUUGCAAAACAUCAGUUCCUGGUUUAAUAUUUAAAGACAAUUUAAACCAAAUUUUUCAUUAGUUAUGAUUCUAAAGUAUAAAUUCUCUUAAAAUAUGUAAUAAUCUUUUACAUAAUUUAUUUUAAAAAUUAGAGAUUUUAAUCUACAUAAAACACUACUUAUAUUACUAACCUUGUGGUUCUCUUCAAUUGAAGUGAUAUCUUAUACCUUACAAAUUGAGUUUCUGAUAUCUUCAUUAAACUUAUUCAUAAUUUUUUUCAUAUAUUGACCUAGUAGAAAAAUAUUGUGUUUUACAACAUGGAUUUCACAACAUUAAUGUAUAUUUAUUAGCUUCUCUUUUCUUUGUGUAUUGAAUGUUUGGUUAUUUAUAGUUUGGUUGUUAUACAUUUGGUUAUAUAUAAUUAUUUCUACUACUACUAGGCUCCAAGAAUUUUUUUGUUUUCUUUUAAUUAUUUGAUAUUCUUUUGUACUCACUAUAAAACUUUUUCUAUACAUUUGGUGCUAUCAGCAGCAUAUAUAUUUUCCAAAUCUACUUUUUUUUAAGCAGGAUAAAUUGGUUAUAAUAAAUUCUAUGUUAUUCAUAAAAAAUAAUUGCAAACAUUUUUUAAAUUGAUUGCAAAUAUGGCAGGUGUUGAGUAUUUAAAUUCAGAGAAAAAGUUAAUUUCAUAUGUACCUAAAAUACGCAAAUGCCAAACUGACAAGAAAUUACCUGCACCUAAAGAUCAAAACUGAAAUCUAUAUUUAAAUAUUUCUUGGAGAAUAAAAGCAAAAGUGAAAUUCAUGUACCUCUAAAAAUAAAGAUUAAAAAUCUAUUAAUUAUUGUUUCACUUGCUAGUCAAAAGUUUUAUUAUGUAACUUCUCCCUGGAUUUAUACUAUGAUAAAGGCCUUGUAACAGAAAGACUAAUUAUAGUCUAAUAAUGAAAAGGAGAAUUAUUUAACUGAAAAUAGAAAGCCUGCAUUCAGUACUCUGGAUUCAGUAUUUUAAGUAUAUUAUAAGACAUAAGUCAGUGGCUAUGUGCAUAGUUAUUAACUCUGCAUGCUAAAUCUUAGUGCAAGCUGAAUUUUAGGUACAGACAUACAGUCUUUUUGAAUCACAGCAGUACUUAAGUUUUCUUGGAACUUAAUCUUUUUGUCAGCUUCAUUUAUACAAUGUCAAACAUAGUAAUGAUCUUUUAAAUUUGACUACUGUUCAUAUAUUUUUAAACAGUGCCAAAAACAUUAAAUUAAAUAAAAAUUAAA